AUACAAUAAUCAUUAAAUAUAUUUCUGAAUGAACUGGAGGAAAUGAAAGGGACCUCUCUAGAUUCAGGUCCAAGAUGGUAUUCUUAUUCAAUGGCCUUUUCCCUGGUACUGGGUAUAUAUGGAUGUUUCCUAUCCUUUGGAUAUGUACUGGAAAAACUCCUUAAGUUUAAACUUCAUGAUUUACAAACAUACAGCUAUCCUUUGUUUAUCGUAUCUGUUACAUCAGGGGCGAAUCUAUUAAUGAGUGUAAUCUUGAUUUUUUUGCAUGACUAUUACCCUAGAAAUGGAAAGAAAAGAAAUGAGAAGACAUUGUUAAGUAUACUUACACCAAAAAUGGCAUUUCGUUUGUCUAUAUCGUCACUAUUUUGUGUGCUCGCGCAGAUAACGUCAACGUAUGCUCUACCUCAAGUUGGAAUACCGACACAGGUAAUCAUUAAGAGCUCAAAAAUGGUACCUAUAUUGAUAGGUGGAUAUGUGUUAUUCAAAAAACGCUAUCCUUGGUAUGAUUACUUUGCAGUGCUCACAAUCACAUUCUCUUUAAUUCUGUUUAACUUUGGAAGGGUUGCAAGCUUUGAAGGUGGAAAAAAUACCACUCUGGGAGUUCUAUUGUGUUUCGCAUCUUUGAUGUGUGAUGGGCUGGUUGGUCCUAUCCAGGAUGAUGUUCUUUCAAAGAAUGAUUUACAUCCAUAUGUACUGAUGUUCAUAACAAAUGCGAUUUCUCUACCAUUUGCGGCUGUUACUUCAUUUGUAUUUGAAGGUUAUAUGCCUAUAUACCAUCUGAAACUGAACGUGUACGUUGCUAAACUGCUAUCACUACUCGCACUAACCGGUAGCUUUGGUCAAUUAUUUGUUUUACUCUCAAUCAAGAGUUAUGGGAGCUUGUAUACAGGAGUUAUAACUACACUGAGAAAGGCUAUAAGUACCAUGCUAUCAGUCUAUCUGUUUAAUCAUAGACUCACAUUAUACCAAUGGAUUGCAAUGGCGAUCACAUUUUCCACUAUACUCAUGCAACAAGUGUUCCGCAACUUGUAUAAGAAGAAAAAGGUACAUGUAAAGUAAAUAACUGUUUGAAAUGUUCA
Theileria equi strain WA is the source of this 1079-nucleotide messenger RNA. RefSeq names its product UAA transporter family member protein. Gene Ontology annotation, molecular function: UDP-glucose transmembrane transporter activity; UDP-galactose transmembrane transporter activity. The coding region runs from base 43 to 1059 and encodes 338 amino acids. NCBI's taxonomy places the organism in Eukaryota, Apicomplexa, Aconoidasida, Piroplasmida, Theileriidae. Gene Ontology annotation, biological process: UDP-galactose transmembrane transport. The transcript has a single exon. Gene Ontology annotation, cellular component: endoplasmic reticulum membrane; Golgi membrane. The record is from RefSeq and is a predicted model, not a curated record.